AUGCACCGAGGCGUGCCAGGACCAGGCCUCAGGGGCCUGAAGGGGGCGGAUGGCUCUGCCAAGGACUGGGGGGACUCUUGCCUGGAGGCCGGGAGGGAUUUUGGGGUGUUGAGGGAGAACGGCGCCCCCCGUGGCCUGGGAGAGGCUGAGGAGGUACCGAGCAGCAGAAAGCGCACGCGGCCGGUGCGGUCCAAGGCGCGGCGCGUGGCAGCCAACGUGCGGGAGCGCAAGCGCAUCCUGGACUACAAUGAGGCUUUCAACGCAUUGCGCCGGGCGUUGCGGCACGACCUGGGCGGCAAGAGGCUCUCCAAGAUCGCCACGCUGCGCAGGGCCAUCCACCGCAUAACGGCGCUCUCCUUGGUCCUGCGUGCCAGCCCCGCGCCCCGCUGGGCCUGCGGGCACUUGGAGUGCCAUGGCCAGGCCGCGCGCGCUGGGGGAGCCGGGGACGCCGGGGACAACGGCUCCAGUUCACCGCGGCUCGCGCCGCCGCCCGCCAGGCUCUUUGCGCCGCGCUGCGCCUCGUGCUCCCCGCACACGCCCCUGGGACGGCCCAGGUUGGUGGCGGAGGCGCAGGGCUUGUCCCAGGCCUCCGCGGGAAGCUGGCGCCGAUGUCCAGGAGCUCCCUUUGCCUGGCCGCUGGGCCACCCGCGGGCGGGCCCUGUGCUGGACCACCAGCACCCUUGACCUGGCCACGGGCAGGUGGAGGGAGGCUGGCCUGGGGGGAGCCAGUGGCAGGAUGACUACAAACGGGAAGACUGCAGAGAGCGUUCCAGAUGGAGCAAAACUGAAUCGGCUGAAGCCUGAGGGGGAAAGGCAGUGUUGGACUUGCCAGUGGGAAGGUACUCUGGAGCCUGGGGCUGCGUACCUCACUCUCCACAAUCCCAAUCUGGGGUGGCAGCUUGGAGAAAGGAGCAGCAAGGAUCCUGCCUGGCUCUUUCUUACAUUCGGACUUGAUGAACUCUUCUUGGAAAGUGACUUUUGCAUUUCUGUGCCUCUGACUCCUAUGUUCUCUUGCAGCUUUUUAGAAAAAUGGGAGCUUUUGGACAGGGAGACUUGUAUGUAGGGUGUGGUCUGAUGGCACAGUGCGGGGUCCCCUGCCCCUGCCUGUGCUGAUGCCCUAAGUCUGUGACCUGGGAGAGGAAAUCAGAAGCAGCCAAA
Hipposideros armiger (great roundleaf bat) is the source of this 1158-nucleotide messenger RNA. RefSeq names its product basic helix-loop-helix family member a9 (gene BHLHA9). Bases 1 to 684 code for a protein of 227 amino acids. Gene Ontology annotation, molecular function: RNA polymerase II transcription regulatory region sequence-specific DNA binding; protein dimerization activity; DNA-binding transcription factor activity, RNA polymerase II-specific. The transcript has a single exon. Gene Ontology annotation, biological process: regulation of transcription by RNA polymerase II; developmental process. Lineage: Eukaryota; Metazoa; Chordata; Mammalia; Chiroptera; Hipposideridae. The record is from RefSeq and is a predicted model, not a curated record.